This is a messenger RNA of Lytechinus pictus (painted urchin), 4254 nucleotides long. Its product is annotated as E3 ubiquitin-protein ligase TRIM71-like. The transcript is spliced from 2 exons. The record is from RefSeq and is a predicted model, not a curated record. Gene Ontology annotation, biological process: protein monoubiquitination. Gene Ontology annotation, molecular function: ubiquitin protein ligase activity; zinc ion binding. Bases 95 to 1993 code for a protein of 632 amino acids. Lineage: Eukaryota; Metazoa; Echinodermata; Echinoidea; Temnopleuroida; Toxopneustidae.
AGUAUAAAGCUGAACCAUUGCGUUGUAUCACGAACUUGACGUCUCGUCAAGUACUGAUAGAAUUUAGAUCUCGUGUUUGUAAAUUAAUUCAGCGAUGGCUGAGAAGUGUGGAUCAGAGAAAGCAUCAAGCUCUUCACCGAACCUGAUAUGUCCAUUAUGUCUUGAUAUAUUUGUUGAGGCGACAAUCUUAACUUCGUGUGGACACACAUUUUGUAGGCGAUGCCUCAAGAAAUACGAUCUAACCCACCAGGACCUUGAUCACAUGGUCUGUCCUCUCUGCAGGGAGAUCACCAAGUUGUCCGCCAACCGUGUCGAUGAUCUCCGCCUCAAUGUCUCCAUCAACGGAUGCGUAGACGAUUACCACGCCAAGUGUGGAGGGAUGAAUGCUGUCCUUGAGAUGUGUCAGAAAUGCACUGCUUGCAAGUCUCUGAAAGACGCUGUAUCAUUCUGCAGAACAUGUAAUUAUUACAUGUGUGAUGAGUGCUUACAUUGUCAUCAACAUCUUACAGUCGUCUUCGAAGGUCAUGAAAUUGUAUCCAUGGAUGAUGUCACCGAUGGGAAGGUCAGCAUUGGUCAUUUAUUCGAGAAGUGUUCCAUCCACAAGCAAGAAAACAAAGAUAUGUUUUGUGAGGAUUGUAAGGUCCACGUCUGUCACAAGUGCAUACUCGUUGAUCAUCAAAAUCACAAAAUCAAGAACCAGGUUGACUUUGAGCAGGAGUUGCGACAGAAGGUGACAGACCUUGCUCAGCGAUGUGCUGAGAAGAAAGCAGAGCUGGAAAAGAACAUUCAAAACAUAGAAAUACAACGUCAUGAGGUACACACUACAGUGCAGACACUACUAGAUGAUGUCAAGCAAGCCUACAGCAUCAAGGCCAAGGAGCUGGAAGAAAAUCUUCGAAAUCUCACCGAGCAAAUACAUGCCUUAGAACGUAGUUUUGAUGACGACCUCGACGUCUUGAAGUCAAAAGAUCGACAGAGGAUCAAGAGUAUUUGUAGUUCAAUUACUUUGGUAGAUAAUGACAGACUGGGUCAUCUUGAGACAGACACUCUAUCUGCUCAUAUCUUGCUCUGUGAGGAGCUGGAUGCCAUGCUGAAGGAGGUUACUGAUCACACUUCUGCGGAAACUAUUAAGAAGAAAGCACAGGAGAAGAGGUUCAAACCAGCAGAUGAAAGUCAACUUGAUCUCGGGAGCAUCUCAGAAUCAGAUCCCAAGAUAGAAGUCAUUCAGUGUGUUGAUCUACGGGAAGGGGUGCAAGGUAUGGCAAGGUACUCAUUUAGCACUGUCGCUAUCGGGUAUGGGUGGUAUGCACAAGGUAUUGAUAUCAUUGAUUCAAAUGGUGGAAAGCUGCGGUAUAGUAACACACCCUUAAGUGACAUGAAAUGUUAUGAUCUGGUUUUGCAACGGGACGGGUCGUUAUGCGUGUCGACUGGUUUUACAGAAGCCCACGUCUACUCUCCCCUUGGCUCCAGGAAAGCAACAAUCCACGUGAGAGACAAUGCGUAUUUUCUCAGAGUUAACAGGAGUCCUACAGAUGAAAUCAUCAUUACUAACUCUGGAAAACAAGUCUAUAUCUAUGACCCGACAGGAUCCACUCUUAAACACACUGUUCAAACAAAGCACAUUACUUAUCAGGCAUCUAUCACCAGGACGGGUUUGAUCGUCACGAGUUCAUGUUGGCACAAUCCAAGGAUGGUGACGGUCUAUGACAGGGAUGGGAAUGCUGGUGAGUCUCUACAAGCUCCACGGGGUGUCUACCUGUACGCUGCCGUGGAUGAGCAGGACAGGGUGUAUGUAGCGAGUGUUGAUGUGUAUAAUAGUUGCGUCGUGAUCAGGCUCUAUGAUCUUGAUGGUCUGAACCUGAAGGAAAGAGUUGAAUUCAAUGCACUUGAUAUGACAUUGAAAUAUGGGUGGUGUUACUUGGUUUCCCUCUCCCCAGACAUGCUCGCCUUCGCUUGUGCUUAUAAGUUAUAUUUCAUCAAGGUUUCACUGUAAUCCAGAUUGUCUUACACCAUAUAGCAUCACAGCCCAAUGAAUAUUGUGUAACAUGUAUUCACCCAGCUAUCCUGUUUUACCUCCAUGGUUCUAUAUUCUAUUGUUUAUUCUAAUUUUAUGAUAUCUUAUUCCAAUGGUAGGAUCCAUCAUGUGACAUUCGUAGGAAUACACAGACUAGUCACGCUUGCUAUAGAACUAUCAGUAAAAUUCCUUUAAAAUUGGGUUCUCCUGGCUGAAAAUAGUAAAAUCAGAAUAUAUAUUAUGAUAUGCUCCAUAGUAUAAAAUGGCAAAACGCUGAAAAUUUCAUCAAAAUCUGAUAAAACAACUAAUCAAUAUGUUAGUUUAUCGAUGUUCUGUGAAAACAGCUCUAUGCAUGCAAUGACCAGUGAUAGGUGGGCUGAUUAUGUGUGGUCCCAACUUUCCCUUUUCUUAUUUCAUUAAAGGACAUCACAAUGUUUGUGUGUAAAAUAUGUUUCAACAAUGAUGAUAUUACCGUCAAAGCAGUAACCAAUCUUAUAACAGUGUCACCAAAGUAUUAAACGCAAUGCUGAUAAAAUUGUCAGUUUUCAGUUUUUUGUUUGUCACUCUCUCAGCCUGAGUACCCCUUCAUUAUUGUAUUGAUCUAUAUUAUGUAAAUAAUUUUGGGUGUAUAUAUACAAAACAUGUUGGUGAGGAUUUUUAUACUGGACUGCAGAGAAAGUGCGAUUGGUUGGUUGUUAGUAAUCAACCAGUGAACCGACGGCUUAAGGUCCUCUCCGAGGGACCUGAUAAUAAUAUCGUAUAAAAGGGCACCAGCGCCCUGACUUGUCAUCUAACCCACUCCACCGGAUUGAGAGACCAACAUAGGCCAACGAUUUCAUGUAUGUGUGUUUAUAAGCAACCAUAUCCUUGAGGCAUAGCCAUGUAUCUGAUUCAAAUUUGUUUUGUUCAUAUUCUCGUAGUUAUCGUGUACAGUAAUGUACAGUAUAUGGACAUCAACAUAUUUCCUUAGAGCGUCGGAUAUAUUUGUUCUCUAUAUGUUUAUUUCAUCCUGUAAUGACUUCAUAAUUUAAUCGGUUGUUAGGCGCAACGAACUUUUCUAUUGAAUUUGAUCAUUAUAAUGCAUAUGAUGAUGACCCCUUGUUAUCUCCUACUACUAAUGAAGAAUGCAAUGUGAACGUGUAAUCACUUUGUAAAUAAGCUCCAAUAUAACAUACAUGGUAAAACGCUGUUUAAAAUCUUAAGCAUGUUAUUUAAGCCCAUCACUGUAACAACUAUUGUUUAAACUUUUUAAAGAAAUUGUUUAAAAAGUUUAAACAAUUACAAAAAAAGUUUAAACAACUUGUUGUUAGAGUGACAUACUUAAACAAUGUUUUUUUUUUUACUGCUUAGUGACUGUGUAAAAUUUGUACAUUUCGAUUAUGUUCACUCUCUGUUGUUUCAUGUUGUGGUUGGGUUGUUAAGUGGUUUGACUUGACUCGAACAUCAUAGAGUAGUUAGAGAUUUCUUACAGGUAGGAAGGGUAUUUUAUUACUCAUAAUGAGAGCGCCCUCUAACUGAAUAUACAUUAUAGGUUAUCAGUUGAAUAAAUCACAUAAACGGGAUACUGUUACAUGUGUCACAUGGGCUGUUAUUCUGAUAGCGAUGGUCAGGCAAAAUGAAUUUUAAUGAUUUAAUCGAUACAUUGCAUACAUAUAUAUAUUCCAUAUUAUAAUAGUUAUCGUAGAAUGUACAUAUCCAUUACCAUAUUUUUUUAAAUGUUAUUUAUCAGUUAAUGACUAUUCAGGUGGGCUGGUAUUCUGAUAGCGAUGGUCAGGCAAAAUGAAUUUUAAUGAUUUAAUCGAUACAUUGUAUACAUAUAUAUAUAUUUCAUAUUCUAAUAGUUAUCGUGGAAUGUACAUAUCCAUUACCAUAUUUUUUAAAUGUUAUUUAUCAGUUAAUGACUAUUCAAGCGAUGAGUCAUAAAUGUUCGGCUCAGCGAAUUUUUCUAUUAGUUUUGGAAUUUGAUCAUAAGCCUAUAUGAGAUAUGAUAAGCUGUAUAUAUGUGCCGUAAUUGUUGGCAUAGCGAAAUUUUCUAUCAGUUUCUGAAUUUGAUCAUAAGCCUAUAUGAGAUAUGAUAAGCUGUAUAUAUAUGAUCAAUUGUUGGCAUAACGAACUUUUCUAUUAGUUUCUGAAUUUGAUCAUAAGCCUAUAUGAGAUAUGAUAAGCUAUAAAUCUAUGUAGAGUAUAUUCUGUUGUCUCCUAUGAGGAAGAUCAAAAUAAAAAAUCACUUUGCUUAACAU